AUGAGAAUCUUCAAGAUCACAGCUGAUGUUCUUCCUAAACUCCACUAUUUAAACCUCUCUGACUCUGGUCAAAAUGGAAGCAUGACAUGGGAUGUACCAGACAGAUCUUUUCUGAGUCAUAGGAAAAGUCUCAAUUUGAGCGGUGUCCACAUGUCUUUGAAGGAAAUGAGUGUGGUACUGCAGAGCCUCAACUCAUCAUUAACAUCUCUCAUACUGUCUCAUUUAGGGGAAGGUAGGAUCUCGGCUCUCGCCAAUAUUGACUGCCAUAUUGCUACACUGACAACACUCAGUCUGCGUUAUAACAACAUGAGUUUUGACUCUGAGGGACUGCUUAAGUCCUGCACAUACUUGACUAAGUUGGAUAUAUCCCAUAAUGCUCUUACUCAUCUGUCUCAUCAGUCAUUCAGCUCAAUGAAGCAACUGACUACUCUAGAUCUAAGUAACAAUAUGCUUUCUUCUGUGCCAAAUGCCACUCAUAAUAUCCAAUCUCUGACAAUCUUGGAUCUCAGAUACAAUACCAUCAAUAAACUAGGCUCAUUAUUUAAGAUACUCUUUGAAGAGGUAGGGUUUCAGAUGUUUUCAGAAGAUGGGCAGGGACUCUGCUGUCCUAGCUUCAGGGGGAGGCUGGUUCCACCAUUGGGGUGCCAGGACCGAGAAGAGCUUAGACUGGGCUGAGCGGGAGCCACCUUCCCAUACGGGUGGGAGGGCCAAGAGACCAGAGGUGGCAGAAUGGAGUACUUGGGUUGAAGGUUAGGUCAGAGUUAGGUCAGAGUUUGUGAGCCUGUGUCCCAGGGCUGUAGAGUGUGAAUUUGAAGGGUUUUCUACUUGCCUGACACUCAAACUGAAUUCUUCCGCUGCUCUAUCAUUUGUUACAUACUUCAGUCAUACUUCAGUCUGAGGCUGCCAUAGAUCAUCAGA
This is a messenger RNA of Oncorhynchus nerka (sockeye salmon), 918 nucleotides long. Its product is annotated as leucine-rich repeat protein soc-2 homolog. Lineage: Eukaryota; Metazoa; Chordata; Actinopteri; Salmoniformes; Salmonidae. The record is from RefSeq and is a predicted model, not a curated record. The transcript has a single exon. Gene Ontology annotation, cellular component: extracellular matrix. The coding region runs from base 1 to 675 and encodes 224 amino acids. Gene Ontology annotation, molecular function: protein binding.